This is a messenger RNA of Sipha flava (yellow sugarcane aphid), 2631 nucleotides long. RefSeq names its product anoctamin-8 (gene wwk). The record is from RefSeq and is a predicted model, not a curated record. Gene Ontology annotation, molecular function: chloride channel activity. The transcript is spliced from 14 exons. NCBI's taxonomy places the organism in Eukaryota, Metazoa, Arthropoda, Insecta, Hemiptera, Aphididae. Bases 98 to 2125 code for a protein of 675 amino acids. Gene Ontology annotation, biological process: chloride transmembrane transport. Gene Ontology annotation, cellular component: plasma membrane.
AUGACUGUAAUAUAUAUAUAGAACAAAAUAAGAAUUUGAAUUUUCACCAAUUAUUAUCUAGUAUUUUUUAACUCAUAUUUAUUUUUUCCUCCUAGAAAUGGAAUCUGCCCUAGAUAUAAGAGGCAACAAUAAGCUUUCCAUUGCCAAGGAAACUUUAGAAACAGCAUCAAAAUUAAUACGCAGAAAAAUACCAAGAGCUGGUCAUUUAAUGACUCCAAGACAUUUGUGGAUUCAAUCAAUUCCUUCCAAAGCGUGUGAUGUUGUCUUAACAUUUACUAAAACUACAGACUACAAAAUUAUAGAAUGGGUGAAAUCACAAAUUGUUGAUGACUCUAAUGGCUUAGGUCUAUCAGUGAAUGUCCAAUACCAUUCAUCAACUGAUUCUUACUGUUUUUACUUAACAGCACCAUUUUAUGUUCUUAUGAAAGCUGCUCAAGAUGUAUAUUUACCAAAAAAAACUAUUAAUGGUGGAGGCUUAAGAGAGUUUAUACUCUCUGAAAUGAAUACAUUUGAAGGAAUCGAAGAGAGUUCUAACUUUUUUACAAUGCAAGAAAGGCAAAUGUUAAUUUUGUAUGUUUUAAAUACACGUAGAGUAAAAAGUUGUGAUUGGCUCACAGAACUAGUUGAAAGCCAACCAUUAAUUACAGAAUGUAUAUACAAUGGAAUCAUUGAACACUUAUUUCCUGUACACGAAAAUAAAACAAUUAAAUGGUUGCGUAUUAUCUGGGUGAAGUCUUUCUUUAGCUUCCAACCUUUGGAUAAAGUUUGUGAUUAUUUUGGUGUCAAGAUUGCCAUGUAUUUUGCUUGGAUUGGACAUUAUACUAAUUCUUUAAUAUAUCCUGCAAUUGCAUAUUCUGCAUUUUGGUUUGGGUUUGGAAGGAAAUUGGACCAGUGGACGGAAGGAGUGUGGUUUGUUGUGUUAGCUUUCAUGAAUGUCAUAUGGUUAACAGUGUACUUAGAGACUUGGAAACGUUACUGUGCAGAAUUGGCUUACCGAUGGGCUACACUAGACCAGAGACAUCAAUUUUUGUUACAACCACGUUUAGAAUUUAAAGGUGAAAGACGGAUUAGUCCAAUAACUGGCAAGCCAGAAGUAUGGUAUCCUAAUUGGAAACGAAGACUGUUCAGUUAUUUUGUCAGCGCUCCUAUAAUUGGCCUUUGUUUAGUUGUAGUUUUUGCUUUAACAAUAUUUCAAAUAAAAUUUCAAGAUUGGUGGGACUCCUACAUUGAAGCAAAUGAAUAUCCUGCAUAUUUGUGUUACAUUCCAAAAAUAAUGUUAGCGGUCAUCAUUGCUGUACUUGAUGAUAUUUAUAGUAUCAUUGCUAUAUGGCUAAAUGAUUGUGAAAACUAUAGGCUAGACACUGAAUAUGAAAACCAGCUGAUCAUUAAAGUUACACUGUUUCAAUUUGUCAACUCGUUCUUGUCUCUCUUCUAUAUUGCUUUCUAUUUACAAGAUCAGGAAAGACUUCGAACGCAAUUGGCCGUUCUUCUGAUAACCAGACAAUUGAUGCGCAAUAUCAAAGAGUCAGCACUUCCAUACUUGCUGGAGCAAAUCCGUUUCGCCAAGAUUAGUUUCGACCUAUUUGGUGCAUUGACGCCGUCUGAUGGACCUGUCAAAUCAAAUGGCGAACGCAUUGUUUCCCAGCCAGAACUUGAAUGUUCUAUGUUUAAAUUUGAAGGUACAUUCUCCGAACACUUGGAGAUUUUCAUCCAGUUUGGCUAUGUAGUAAUGUUUUCGUCUGCUUUUCCACUUGCUGCAUUGUGUGCGUUCCUCAACAAUCUCAUCGAAAUUCGCAGUGAUGCGUUCAAACUAUGCUAUGUUUACCAAAGACCAUUUGGUCAACGGAUUAAGGAUAUUGGAAUGUGGCAGAAUAUCAUGGAAGUUAUGGGAUUUAUUGCCGUGUUAGUUAACUGCGCAUUGAUUGGCCUUAGUGGUCAAGUACACCGUUUACUACCCGACAUGACCGCCAUUCAAACAGUUUUGUUAAUUGUCGCUCUCGAACAUAUAAUGUUGGCGUUCCGGUGUGCACUGAGCUGUCUGAUCCCAGACAUACCCCAGUGGAUAGCUACUGAGAUGGCUAAGGCCGAAUAUAUCAGACGAGAAGCAGCUUCCAGGUCUCCGUAAGAACAGAAAAUUGAUUGUCAUAGUUCACACAUCUACAAUUAAUGAUGUCUCAGCACUUCAUUAGACAAGGCUUCACUGGAUUUUAUUUUUUACUAUCAAUUUUUUUCUUGUUUUUCGAUAAAAAAUUAUUCGACUUUCUUUAAUGAAAUCUCUUUUUUUAAUACACGCACAAAACUACCUAUGGAAUAAAAACGUAGGAAUUCUUUCAACUUAAUUUUUUUUGUGUCUCACUCAAAUUAUUAGCUAAUAACUACAUUAAAGACCUUUAUGACUUGCUUUUUUUAAAUUUAUGCAUAUUAUCAGGGUCAAAUAAAUAUUUUAGUAGCUUCGGUUUUUUGACAGUUAUCUACAGUUAUAUUAUACAUUUUAGUUAUACACAGUUAUACUUGUUAUGCUAACAAUUUUUAUUCAAUGAUAAAUUCUUAAGAUACAGGUACAUAAGUGUGAAACUAUUUUGUUUGAAUUAUUUUAAAAAUAAAAUAAUAAUUUAUAAGGGUUCCUGGCAA